Messenger RNA from Mobula hypostoma (lesser devil ray), 754 nucleotides. It is a transcript of the gene elof1, whose product is annotated as elongation factor 1. The transcript is spliced from 5 exons. Gene Ontology annotation, biological process: transcription elongation by RNA polymerase II. The record is from RefSeq and is a predicted model, not a curated record. Bases 372 to 623 code for a protein of 83 amino acids. Gene Ontology annotation, molecular function: RNA polymerase II complex binding. NCBI's taxonomy places the organism in Eukaryota, Metazoa, Chordata, Chondrichthyes, Myliobatiformes, Myliobatidae. Gene Ontology annotation, cellular component: transcription elongation factor complex.
GUUUUAUAAGAGUGGAUAGUAGAUGAGCGGACUGGGGCUCGUUCGCGGUUCAAACUAAAGUUAGCGGGAGCUCUUGACGGUCCGGGUGGUAUCUGGGCGAUGAAGAUUCCGAUGGAGGCCCUUAGUCAGACGGGAGUGAAAUGCUCUUGGAAAUUACUCAUGACAAGUUGCUGAUACUCUGAUCUGAAACUGAGAUCAUCAACCUUGAGUGGCCUUUGAGAGAAGCGUUGAGUUGUAAUUGCAUUGGUGUACAGGUCAGUUUUGCCAUUGAUCUUGGAUGAUUCUGUUUACAAGGCCUGACUACAAUGGUUUGUCCACGGCACCAAAUUUCCACCUAUUGAUGCCCUGUGUGUGGGAGAUCAGAAGUUUCAAUGGGCCGCAGGAAAUCGAAGAGAAAGCCUCCAACCAAGAAGAAAGUGCUUGGCACACUAGAAACACAGUUCACUUGUCCAUUCUGUAACCAUGAAAAGUCAUGUGAUGUUAAGAUGGAUCGUGCACGGAACACUGGUAUCAUAUCUUGCACCGUAUGUUUAGAAGAAUUCCAGACCCCAAUAACAUAUCUGUCGGAGCCGGUGGAUGUAUACAGUGAUUGGAUCGAUGCCUGUGAAGCAGCAAAUCAGUAGUUUUGCCUCAAGUACUCUGUUUUAUUUCAAGGAGAUUGUCAGUUUUGUUUUUGCUGGCUGUAAAUAAUAGUUGACGUGGAACAUCAAAUACUACGGAUGGUUUUCAAGCUGUAUUAAAGGUCUAGAAUUAU